This is a messenger RNA of Papaver somniferum (opium poppy), 978 nucleotides long. RefSeq lists its product as uncharacterized. Gene Ontology annotation, molecular function: RNA-DNA hybrid ribonuclease activity; nucleic acid binding. NCBI's taxonomy places the organism in Eukaryota, Viridiplantae, Streptophyta, Magnoliopsida, Ranunculales, Papaveraceae. Bases 1 to 978 code for a protein of 325 amino acids. The transcript has a single exon. The record is from RefSeq and is a predicted model, not a curated record.
AUGACUGUGCACCCAAGGGGAGGCCACGAGAAAAUACAUAAUGACCUUGGACAAAUACGGUGUAUUAAGCCAAUAUGCUGUUGUACAUGGAAAUGUUUGAAAGAAAUUGUUCCAACAUUAGUUAAAAUUAGCCAAUACAAACCAGACAUUCAAACUCUAUGCCCUCAUUGUAAUGCAAAAAAUGAAACUCUAGAGCAUCUUCUGGUCACUUGCACUUAUUCUUCUUCGAUCUGGCUACAGAUAAAUGUUAAUGUUUUCAAUAUUCAGGCUCAACAUACUUCAGUGACAGAAUGGAUAAUAAGUUGGUUCAUCCCUGUUCAGAACAUUAAUAGUGAGGAGAUUAACAACUGGUUGAUAACUCUAAUGAGUACUGCUUGGCAAAUAUGGAAGAACAAAUGUGAUAAAAUCUUUAGAAACAAAACUCCAAACAGAUGGAACACAAUAAGUGACAUAAAAUGGUUAAUAAAGCAGAGUACCACUGAUUUCCAUCAGGAUAAACAAUGUUUGAGUAAACAAAGUAGUUGGUCUCCCCCUUUACAUGCUCAGCUCAAGAUAAAUUUAGAUGCUUCUUUUGAUAAUGAAACAAAUUUUUUUGGUAUUGAUCUGAUUGCUCGAGAUUCUACAGUUACAAGCAGAGGCAUCAGAGGCAGGUACUUCAAUGGAGGACUAGAUCUGGAGCAGACAGAGUGCUUGGCCAUAAAAGAAGCACUUGUUUGGGCCAAAGAGAUGCAAUAUGGAAGCUUACUUUUGGAAUCUGACUGUCAAAAUGUAGUUACUUCUAUAAACGAUGCUAUCCCUCAUGUACAUUGGAUGAAUCGGGGAAUUGUAAAUGAAACAAAGCAGCAUCUAUCUACCAGAAUAGGAACUACUAUAAAUUAUGUAAGAAGAUCAGACAACAAAAUAGCUCAUAUAAUAGCCAACAGAGCUAGAAUUAUAGGAGCUUCUUUUGAUAUUUUGGAUGAUAUCCCACUGAUAUAA